Messenger RNA from Morone saxatilis (striped sea-bass), 3563 nucleotides. It is a transcript of the gene add2, whose product is annotated as adducin 2 (beta). The transcript is spliced from 15 exons. Gene Ontology annotation, molecular function: actin filament binding. Gene Ontology annotation, biological process: barbed-end actin filament capping. Lineage: Eukaryota; Metazoa; Chordata; Actinopteri; Moronidae. The record is from RefSeq and is a predicted model, not a curated record. The coding region runs from base 460 to 2469 and encodes 669 amino acids. Gene Ontology annotation, cellular component: postsynaptic density; cytoskeleton; plasma membrane.
AGGAUAAAGUGCACCAUUUAUCCAGAAACUCCAUUAAAGGUUUAGUCAUCUGUCAGAGUUUCUCAUUUGCAAUGCAAUGAGAUUUAGUAAUGCACAGGGAUCUGGUGUCAUUGGAUUGAGCAUCUUAAAAGCUUGCCCUGGACGCUGGAGACAUGAGGGAUUGGACUGACGUUGCAUGUGAUCAGGGAUGCACAAAUAGUUAUGUUACAGUGAUGCAACUAAUUGUUAGUUAAGUAAGUACGUAAUUGAGUCAGUUAGUAAGAGGUAGCAGGAGAGAGGGCGUGGUGUGUUUGGGACCUUAUCUACUCCCUGCAGCACUGUUUGUGUGUGUGUGUGUGUGUGUAAGAGAGAGAGAGAGAGAGAGAUGAGUAUGUUUCAUUUGGGAGUGGCCAGCUGUUUUCUGAAGAUCCUUACGUUCUCAGCACCCCCGGUUGUAACGCACCCACUGCAAAAAAGAAGAUGAGCAAGUCCCCGACCCCCAAAGGCACCCCGGUGCAGCGCAGCCCCAGCGAUGGGGUCCCUGAGGGCCUCCAGUCUCCUCAGCAUUCCACGCCAGGCUCCGGACCCCAGCAGAAGAAACGCAUCUCCAGCCUCAUUCAGAGUCCGUCAUUCAGGGAGGAGCUGGAUGUGCUGAUCCAGGAACAGAUGAAGAAGGGUGGCAGCUCAUCCAACCUAUGGGCACUGAGACAGCUGGCUGAUUUCAUGGCCUCACACGGCUCUCCAGCCGCACUGUCUGUCUCCCCUUCCAACAUGAUGAUGGUGACGCCCAUCAAUGACCUGCACGGCUGGGAGCCUGGCAGCAUGGUGAAGGGGGAGAGGCUGAUGCGCUGCAAGCUGGCCAGUGUCCAUCGCCUGUUUGACCUCUUCGGCUGGGCCCAGAUCAGCCGCACCUGUCUUACUCUGCGUGUUAGUAAAGAACAGGAACACUUCUUGGUGCUUCCAGAUGGCCUGGCCUACAGUGAGGCGACUGGAUCCAGUCUGGUGAAGGUGAACAUCCUGGGUGAGGUGGUGGAGAAGGGAAGCACUAACCUGGGUGUGGACACAGAGAAGUUCAGCCUGCACUCGGCCAUCUACUCGGCCCGGCCAGAUGUUCGCUGCCUGCUUCACCUCCACACGCCGGCCACGGCUGCGGUUUCAGCUAUGAAGUGUGGCCUCCUGCCACUCUCCCACGAGGCUCUGCUUGUCGGUGAUGUGGCUUAUUACGACUACAAUGGAGUCAUGGAGGAGGAGGAGGACAGAGUGGAGCUGCAGAAGAGCCUGGGGCCGACCUGUAAGGUUCUGGUGCUGAGGAAUCACGGCAUUGUGGCUCUUGGGGAGUCUGUGGAGGAGGCCUUCUACACCAUCUAUCACAUCCAGGCUGCCUGCCAGAUCCAGGUGUCGGCUUUGUGCUGUGCCGGUGGUGAACACAACCUGAUUCUGCUUGACCGGUCCACCCAUAAACCCAACCCAACCGGCACCGUGGGCUGGGCAGGCUCCACCUUUGGACCCCUGCACAAGAGCCGCAUCGGGGAGCAUGAGUUCGAAGCCCUCAUGAGAACUCUGGAUAACUUGGGCUACCGUACAGGCUAUGCCUACCGUUUCCCUGUGCUGCUGGAGCGAUCGCGGAAUCGGAGGGAGGUGGAGGUGCCCGCAACCGCUACAGUUUUCCACCAGUUUGAUGACGACGGAGUCCACCCGGCUCUGAGGCAGCACCCUUUUGCCCAGCGCCAGCAGCAGGAGAGGACUCGAUGGCUCAACACCCCCAACACCUACCAAAAAGUCAGCCAGGAGCAAGCCAGCCCAGGACACCGCUCCACUUGGUUGAAGGCAGAAGAGGUGACACAGGCUGGCAGCACAUCCAUCAAGAUGGAGAACCCAAACCAGUUUGUGCCUCUUUUCACCAACCCUCAAGAGGUGAUUGAGACACGAAACAAGAUUCGACAGCAGAAUCGGCAGGACAUGAAGACAGCAGGACCACAGUCUCAAGUCCUCGCCAGUGUUAUAACAGUUGACAGUCCUCCGUCUCCAGUGAGCCCACCUAAAGCCCCACCAGAGCCAGAGCCUCCCAACCCCUUCAACGAGCUGACAGACCAGGAGCUGGAGGAGUACCGCAAGGAGGUGCAGAGGAAACAAGAUGGAGGGACCAAUGGGGAGGAGGUGGCAAGUGACAAGGAAUCUCCCCCUGCUACCUCCCCCACAAAGGGCCCUCCGCCCAGCCAACCUCCUCUCUCAGAAGAGGCAAAGACCGACUCUCCAGCCAUACAGAACGGAGGCGAGGAGGAGAAGCAGACGACAGAGGAACUGGAGAAAGGGAUGAAGGCUCUCUCCACCAACGACACGUCCUCCACGCCUGCUGCUCCGCCUGCCAAACCACAAGGCGGCACCCCGGAGGGCUCGCCCUCCAAGUCCCCGUCCAAGAAGAAAAAGAAGUUCAAGCCGCCAUCGUUCCUGAAAAAGAGCAAGAAGCAGAAGGAAAAGGCGGAGACCUGAGGCGCUCACACACACGAGACCUCGGUGAAAUACUACUGUGAAACAUUUAAGUGUAUGACGGAGUAGCAGAUGAGUUAACCACAUCAGAUCUAUUCAAACGCUGUCAGUUAAGAUGUCACUCACAGACAUGGUGUACUAAAUCAACCUUGAAUACUUCACUGUAACACUGGUACUCAGAUUUGAUCUAUGUGGUGAUUCAUCUUAAGCAGGUUAAAAAACACUGAUAAUUAUUUUCACAUACUAUUUGACCCAGGUCAUUUUGACGCACUACUUCUUGUCUCACACACACACACACACACACACACACACACACACACAGUCCCUGUAUUACUCAUGUCUUAUUUUCACCUGCUGUGCUAUCGAACCAUUACUUAUCGUCACUGUAUAGGCAGUCAAACAUGUUUCUUUCUAAAACUGGGAUGUUUCAUACCAUUUUAUUAAUCUUUGCAGGGCACGGUGGAAAUUUAAGUUACCAUGAAUUAUGCACCCCUUAUCCAUUUAUAGGCACUUACCACAUGUAUAUUGAAAUUCUAGUAUGUUGCAUUUGUUCAUCACCAUAGGCAUCUUGUACUCAUGAUUUGGUUCUAAUCAUCAGAUAGAUGUUGCAGGUAUACUAUGUGAGCACAGGUGCAGUACAUGUAGACAUAUACUGAUAGCUAUUGAUUGUGCUCUUAUGAAUGCUGGUUUUGUGUAAAAUUAUCAGCCUAUUGACAUUAUAACAGCAGGGAUGAGCAAGGAAAAAGAAAGCGGGGAAAAUUAUACUGGCUCGCUACAAAACAGAAGCCGCUAUAAAUGCCACUAUUACCCAAAAAAAGGAUAAAGCAUAAAGAACUUGUUGCUUGCCGAUGCAGUUUGAAGCCCAGUAAAAGAACAUACUGAAGGGUACUAAACAUUCCACUUUUCUCAAUUUCUUUUAAAUGUAUGUGCGCAAAAUACCUCUUAACAGUUGUAAUUAUUUUCUGUUUUAACCAGUAGCUGUUAUCGAAAUGCUGAUGUGUGAUGUUUGCUCAUGGUUUUAAUUUAUUUUAUAUUAGGAUGUAUAAGUGAGUAUUGCAAGGUUACCAUGUAUCAGUCAUUAAAGAUCAAGUUUGAUU